AUGUGUGGCCUGCACCUAAAAUUCUGUUCUCAGGAUGGUUACUGUACAGACUAUCCAACUGGUCCUUGCUGUCAUUGCCGUUCUGGUUAUUAUGGCAAUGGUAGACAAUGUUUACCCAUGGGCAUUUCUCAGCCUUUAAGUGGAAAGCUGAAUGGCCUUGUUUCUGUUGGAGACAUAAAAGUUCAGCUAAACAAUGUGGACAUCCAUGGCUUUGCUGUGGUGGGAGAAGGUCGCGUAUACAUCUCCAUUAGUCCUGUCCCAGCUCAGGCAGGCUGGGCUCUGAUGGCUGUGAGCCCGCUGGUCUCCACAUUUGGUUGGCUGUUUGCUCUUGAGCUCCAGGACCAUCUGAAUGGCUUCAGCAUAUCUGGUGCUGAGUUUUCUCAUCGGGCAGAGCUGGUCUUCAGCCCACAAGGUCAGCGUGUUACCAUUAUUCAAGAGGUUCAAGGAAUGGAUUCAUUCAACCAUUUGAAUUUUGACAUUAGGAUCAAUGGAGAUUUACCUAGCAUUCCCGAUGGUGCUAAAGUCCAUAUUCUGCCUUUUAAAGAGACCUAUCAAUACAACCAAUCAGUUGUGACAUCAUCUUCCCUGCGGGAGUACAUGGUGGUGUCAGAAAACGGUGGAUCUGAGACAUUCUCCAACAAGCUGCACCAGAACGUGAGUUUCCGUAGCUGUGAGCACAGCCCAUGGACCAUACCAGACUUUCAGCAGGUGAAUGUGGAGCAUCUGAUGGUCACGUUCACAGAAGGAACCACCCUUAGAUAUGCCAUAACCAACAAAGUGGGACCCAUAGGAGGUGAGCUACCUGGGCUUGUAGAGUUGAAUCCCUGUUCAACUGGAAAGCACCAUUGUGACCCCAUGGCUCUCUGCCUGCCAGGAGAUGGCACUCAGUACCAUUGCCAGUGUGCCGAGGGCUUCCAUGGGGAUGGACGCAACUGCUAUGAUGUAGACGAGUGCGCAGAGGGGCUCAGUUCCUGUGGUCCUCACUCCGAGUGUGUGAACAUGCCGGGUGGCCAUCACUGCAACUGUCAAUCUGGCUAUGAGUUUGAUCUCGAUUUGCAUGUGUGUGUGGGCCCAUCAUUCUCUUCUUCUACAGAUAUCGAUGAGUGUUUUCUUCAGCUCUGUCAUCCGUUUGCUUCCUGCUUCAACACCCAGGGCUCCUUCCACUGCCAGUGUUGGCCUGAAUACAAGGGCGACGGCUUCCUCUGCCAACCACCACAGAAGCCCAAACCCAUCUUAACUGUGUGCCAGCAGCACAGAGAAAGUCUGCAGGAGAAUCUAAGCAUCUACCCAGACCUGGAGGCCUUCAUUCCUCAGUGUGAUGAGAAAGGGCAGUACAAAGCCCUGCAGUGUCUGGGCACCACUGGACACUGCUGGUGUGUGGACAGUAGAGGACAGGAGAGAGUGGGCACCAGGACAAUGCCUGGCACAGCGCAUGCCAACUGUGAUCAACCAGCGGCCCUGCUUCCCCGUGUGGAGACUGUGUGCGAGCGCUGGAGGCUUUCACUCUUGACUCACUAUAAUGGUCGGCCGUCCUCUCAGGACUAUAUGCCCCUCUGUGACGCUCACGGGAAUUUCCUGCCUGUGCAAUGUUACGGCAACAGCAGUUUCUGCUGGUGUGUGGACCACCAAGGCAUAGAAAUUAUUGGAACGCGGUCCUACGAUGAUGUAAAGCCCCCCUGUAUCUCAGGUGAUGCAGCGGCGCUGAACAAUGCACUGAUGCAUCCUGUCAUAAGCUCCUCCCCUUCAGGGCCUGCUAUCCUUUACACACAAGCCUCACAGAUUGGAGUCAUUCCUCUCGAUGAAACAGACCCAGUUCAAGACAAGUCCACUGUUUUACUGGCCUUAAAGGACUCCAUCGUGAUUGGAAUCAGCUUCGACUGUCAGGAGAACAUGUUGUACUGGACAGAUUUUGGACGACGUACAAUUAACAGAGCGCUAUUAGGAUUUGGGUCUGAGCCAGAGUCUGUUAUCAGCCAAGGCUUGGUCCAGCCGGAGGGAAUUGCAAUAGACACUGUGCACAGGAAGUUAUUCUGGGCAGACAGUGGGAAAGACAGGAUUGAGACGUCCGGUCUAGACGGCAGGAGCAGACAAGUGCUGAUUGAUUCUGAUUUGGUGAAUCCCAGAGCCAUCGUAGUGGAUGCUAAGAGGGGAACCUUAUAUUGGAGCGACUGGAACCGCGAUGCCCCCAAAAUAGAGAGCUCAUCACUGGAGGGACAAAAGAGGAAAGUACUGGUUCAACUGGGUCUCAUGUUGCCCAAUGCCUUGACACUGGACUUAGACACAAAUCGCCUGUGCUGGGCGGAUGCAGGCACAAAGAAACUGGAGUGCAUAUCUCCUGACGGGACAGAGAGACGUGUGUUCCAGGAUGCUUUGGAUUACCCGUUCAGUCUGGCCAUCUAUGACAGCCACUUUUACUACACCGACUGGGAGAGGGAUGGGAUAAUGGUGAUCGAUCAGAGCACUGGGGAGAACACUGCGUAUCUCCCUAUUCAGCACUCACACUUAUAUGGGAUCAUAGUUAUUCCAUCACAGUGCCUAUAGUUUCUCUUCACUUAUAGAGACCUGUGGACUCUGCACUUAUGUAGACUAUAUGGAUUUUUGGUGUUGUAAAAGAAGUGUCAGAAAGUAAAUAAAUAAAUGAAAAUAAA
Molecule: messenger RNA, 2648 nt
Organism: Carassius auratus (goldfish)
Lineage: Eukaryota; Metazoa; Chordata; Actinopteri; Cypriniformes; Cyprinidae
Product: nidogen-2-like
Exons: 16
Coding region: 1-2541 (846 amino acids)
Biological process (GO): canonical Wnt signaling pathway
Cellular component (GO): plasma membrane
Molecular function (GO): Wnt-protein binding; Wnt receptor activity; calcium ion binding
Source: RefSeq, a predicted model, not a curated record